CAAAGGAAUAGAUAAUGAGACAGAACUAAGUCAAAUAUGAUGAUGAUUACUGAAAAUCCUAUUCAUCAUGUAAAAGAGUUCUACCAGUCCCAAGGACUGAGAUCCCAGUCCUGACUGGACCAUCCUGAAUAUAAACACUGGACUAUAACCUACUGACUAAUUCUGAAAAAACUCUUUACAGCUACAAAGCUCAUCAUCUCUGCUAUGAAUCAGAAGCUCAAGAAUUGUACUCAUGUCUAACAAAGGAAGUUUCAAAUGAGUGACAGUGAAACAACGGCAAAGAAGAGCUGGCUAGCCUGGAAAAGGAGGAAGAAGCUCUGACAAGAGAUGCUGAGCAAGCAGCACGAGGACACCAGAAUGGGAAGCUGAACAAUGAGAGAGGAAGUGUGAAUACCCGAAAUGGGAAGUGGAGCGAAGAACCAAAGAAGCACAUGGGGAGCGAUGGAGCUGAAAGAGCAGGAAAGGCGUGGACAGAUUCCCCCAACCCACAGGUGCUCUCUCUCCCCAAGGGACACACAGCUGGGAUAAGUUAUGCCCUGCUUACAGAGGAGUAGACCAUAUUAAGGAAUUCAGUACCACUUUUGAAAGGCUCUGUGAAGUCCAUAAAGGUCCAGAGCAGAAGAACAACGCAAUGUUGAUUACUAAGCUCUCAGUGGGUGGACGCGUGGACUUUGAGGACUUUGUGGAGAUGAUGGGGCUGAAGCUGCAUGAGGAGACAUCCCACACGGUGGGGGUGCGUGAGCUCAAGAUUGCCUUCCAUGAGUUGGACAGGAAUGGGGUCGGGGAGAUCAGCAGCACAGAGCUGAAGGAUGCCCUCCUGGCCCUGCUGGGGAAGCAGGUCCCACUGCUGGAGGUGGAGGAGAUCCUGCGUGAUGUUGACCUCAAUGGGGACGGCCAUGUGGAUUUUGAUGGUGAGAGAUGCUCUGCAGCCCCCACCCAUUGACUCCAGGGACUCCACUCUCCCCACUGACUGCACUGGCCUUUGGGAACCUGCCUCCCACCCACUGAUGCCAGAGGCCCCCCACCUCCCUCCACACUGAGCCCUGGGGAUACCUUCUCUGCUCCCGCAGCAAAGACUCAUCCCUGCAGAGACCUCCCCCUUCUAUCCCUGCCAGGGCCGGCUCAAGACACCAGUGGAGGAAGCACA
Gopherus evgoodei (Goodes thornscrub tortoise) is the source of this 1147-nucleotide messenger RNA. RefSeq names its product calcium-binding protein 1-like. The record is from RefSeq and is a predicted model, not a curated record. Lineage: Eukaryota; Metazoa; Chordata; Testudines; Testudinidae. The coding region runs from base 632 to 943 and encodes 103 amino acids. The transcript is spliced from 4 exons. Gene Ontology annotation, molecular function: calcium ion binding.